Candida albicans SC5314 is the source of this 534-nucleotide messenger RNA. RefSeq names its product glycine decarboxylase subunit H (gene GCV3). Lineage: Eukaryota; Fungi; Ascomycota; Pichiomycetes; Serinales; Debaryomycetaceae. Gene Ontology annotation, cellular component: mitochondrion; glycine cleavage complex; cytoplasm. Gene Ontology annotation, biological process: protein lipoylation; glycine decarboxylation via glycine cleavage system. The record is from RefSeq and is a predicted model, not a curated record. The transcript has a single exon. The coding region runs from base 1 to 534 and encodes 177 amino acids.
AUGAUUAGAACAUUAUUAAGACCAACUUCAUUGAGACUUGUUACACCAACUUUUAGAUCUUUCUCCACAUUUUCAACCAGAUUUCAAUUGAUAGAUAAAGAUUCACACGCCUACAAAUAUUUAUAUGAAAAAACCCCCGUUGUUACAAAAUUCACUGAAGAUCAUGAAUGGGUUCAUUUAUAUGAUGAUGAUUCUGCUUUUGUUGGUAUUACUCAAUACGCUGCUCAAGCUUUAGGCGAUGUCACAUUUGUUGACUUGCCAGAAGUUGGUGAUCAUUUGGAAUUGAAUGAGACUUUGGGUUCUGUUGAAUCAGUUAAAUCAUCAGCUGAUGUUUACUCUCCAGUUGAUGGUGAAGUUGUUGGGGUUAAUCUCAAAUUAGAAAGUGAACCAGGUAUUUUAAACCACGAUCCAACGAAAGGUGGAUGGAUUGUUCACAUUAAAUUGGAUGACCCAACUCAAGUCACUAAAUCUGAAACUUUAAUGAGUGAAGAACAAUAUAAGAAGUUUUUAGAAGAAGAAGAAGAAGGCCAUUAA